AUGGUCAAGGACAAAUCUGAAAAGAAGGAGAAGCACAGGAAGGAGACAACAGAGACUCUCGAAACUGAGGAUGUGGUCAUGGAGGAUGCUGAAGUCGUGACGGUGGAGAAGAAAGCGAAGAAGGAAAAGGCGGAGAUUGUUAUUCCCAUAGAAGACCUCUCGCCAAUAGCACAUCCUCUGGCGCAGAAGAAACUACUGAAGAAGAUACACAAAACUAUCAAGAAGGCGUCAAAACAACGGCAGGUGAAGCGAGGGGUCAAAGAAGUGGUGAAAGGCAUCCGGAAGGGGGAGAAGGGCCUGCUCGUUCUUGCUGCCGAUAUAACACCUAUUGAUAUCAUUUCACACCUUCCUGUCAUGAGCGAGGACGCGGGCGUCCCGUACGUGUUUGUAGCUUCAAAAGAAGAGCUCGGACACGCCAGUGCGACAAAACGACCAACAAGUUGCGUGAUGGUAUGUCCGGACCAGAAGAAGAAAGCGAAGCGGAAGGAGGGGGAGGAGGACAAGGAUGACGACUACCGAGAGCUGUACGAGGAGUGUUGUAGGGAGGUCGAGAAACUCGAUCAAAAGGUGGUCUUCUGA
This is a messenger RNA of Sparassis crispa, 579 nucleotides long. Its product is annotated as H/ACA ribonucleoprotein complex subunit 2. The record is from RefSeq and is a predicted model, not a curated record. Gene Ontology annotation, biological process: ribosome biogenesis; rRNA pseudouridine synthesis; snRNA pseudouridine synthesis. The transcript has 4 exons. Gene Ontology annotation, molecular function: box H/ACA snoRNA binding. Gene Ontology annotation, cellular component: box H/ACA snoRNP complex; nucleolus. NCBI's taxonomy places the organism in Eukaryota, Fungi, Basidiomycota, Agaricomycetes, Polyporales, Sparassidaceae. Bases 1 to 579 code for a protein of 192 amino acids.